CCCAUAGAAACCGCUGUGGGUUUAGUUCUCCUUCCUCUUUUCCUCUGCCCAAGUUGCACCUUCCUGUCAUGCACUGACGUUUCCCUACGUUCCUUGCCACCCUUAGGUGCUGCUCUGCUUCCAUAAGAGUGAGGAGCCCAUCAGCAGUGGGCCGAGAGCUCCGCACCCAGAGCUGAGCGUUGUGCCUCCCCACUCUGAAGGGAUGACCUGCACUUCAUGGGCUUUACGUAGAUGACAGCAGCCACCUUCACGUCUUAAGAACAAAGCCAGCACUGUUGUUUCUCCAUGAUUAUGUUGUACCUGUCAUUAUGCAGGAAGCCCUGCCCUGUCUUCAGAAGUAACAUCAUUAAACCUGUGUAUUUUAGUCGGGUGAGUCAGUUCCAUUCCUGCUCUUGAAGCGUACAUCUGUUGUGAGUGUAAUUUCACCUUACUGGGGCCAGCAGUAGCAAUGCCAGUAGUAUGAAGUCCGUUAUAAACAAGCUCUCUGCAAUAUUCACUGUAUAGAAUUUUUGGAAGUUGUGUUGAGAAUUUUUGAAGAGAGAAGACUUGGAUUUUUUUCCUUCAAGAGGAAUUAGGUGUGAAUGUGAAGGUGGAUAAACAAGUGGGUUGAUUAUUUGGCCAGUUUGUCUCUCAGAAAAAUCUCGGUUGCGUGAACAGAUCUGUUAGUUUCUCUUGUAAUUAGGAACUUACUUCUUACACUGGUAAUAUUCAGCUGCAUUUUAAUUAGACCAAAUUCUCAACAGAGAAGUUUGACUGAACAGUCACGCUGGACAUGGCUAAUGAAAGGACGUACCAGCCUGGAUUACUCAGCCCUCUUGAGGCUGCUUGAUGUAUUUGAUAUUAGCAAUUUGAUGUUUGCCAUUAAUCAGUUUUUCCAGCUUCAGAACCUGAGGUGUGACUCUACGUGUUUCAAUGAAUGGUCUUGCUAGCAGGAAAAAGUGUCAGGCUCCAUGCAGGUCUCUGAUGGGUAUUCGUGGGGUAAUCUCUGUAUUUCACUGCUGGAUUUGUGUGCUGUGGGUGCUUUAUUUUGUCUUUAAGGGUGUUUCCUUGUUUUGGGUCUGUGUUCUUAAUGAAAGCAUAACCUUAAGGGCCAUUGCCCCGGAAUCUCUGCUGAUCCUUCCUGCAGCAGAUUCAGCAUCCUUGGAUGGAGGAGCUCCCAUCUGCUGACUGCUGCUGGGAUUCAGAAUUCCAGCCCCUGCUUCAGUCUCCACAGAGGCUGACUAUGCAGGCUUCAUUCAAAUGUAACUUUUUAUGCUUGCCCAGUUUUAUUUUAGAUAGUAAGAGGUUAAGAUCUCAAAGCAAUAAUAUGUUCACGUAAAUAUCAUUCCUUGCCUAUCUUCCCUAACUGUUUCUGAGGGUUUGGGCUCAGUUCUGUGAUCUGUCAGGAAGGUGUUACUUCUAAGCACUUUGUGCAGCACAGUCACGUAGCUUUAAGUGCUUACAGCAGCAUGAAAGCAAUGGGAAGGCUGUUCCUGGCAGUGAUGUUGAUGGAUGGGAAACAUGCCAUUAAUUCUAAAGACCCUUCACAUGACUUUCAAAUGUUUAUUAGCUUCUGAUUCCAUGAAGUCUUCCUGAGCUGAAAGGCCCAUUUGAAGCCUGCAGCAGGUGAGAGGCAGGUACAGGCAGAAAGAAGAGAGUUCUGUUUCUCCAUUUCCAGAGGCAACAUCAGGCAGCUGAGUUUAGAGGUUUGCUAUGCUUUUAGUUACUCAGAUGUCGGAUCUGGAGUAGGUUUGCUUUGAAGGGGCUCAAGAGGGAGAGUGAUUUCGAGAGGAGCAGUUGCAGCACUGCCUGUUGCUUUGGAAUUUCAGAUUUCAAGACGGCACCUGGUGCGCUGCUGUCAGCCCGGUCUUGAGCCCUGAUCCCAGAGGAAGCUCUUAGGGUGCCUGGUUCUUGAAGGGAUACAAUGCAGCCCUGUGUAACCCAAGCAGUCAGCUGUCCUGACAACCUACAUAGGCCAGCAACAACUGGGAAUGCUUUUCUGUGGAGUGGGAGGAAGAAGGAAUGAGGUGGAACUCUGUCAAAUUUGUCAAUAAUUCAAUUUAAGAUGCUAAAGGAAUCUUGGGCUCUGGCAGCAGGAGGUGUGGGGGCACUGGGUGAGGUUCCCUUCUGGAUGGCACGGCUGCUCCUUGAUCUCAAUCUCAAUUCAAAAUUUCCAUCUCCUAAAACAACUCCUAAUUUAAGCAGCAGUUACACGUAUCCUCAAAGCUGUGAGGCACAGCUGGCAGAGACCUCGCCGUGAAACAGAACGCAGCUGAAGUUCUGUAGGCAGAGGUCUUGUUUUCUGCCUCAGGUUAAGUCGUGGGUGGGUGCUGGGUAGGGGUAACCACUGCUCUGCAGAGCCAGAGCAAACGGCAUGCUGAGCCAGCAGCAGUGCUGACCUCGCACUGGGAAAUCCCAGCCCUUUCCUUCUUCCUUCCUCCCUCGGAAUAUAUAUGGUACACGGAGUGGACGAAGCACUGGGAGAAGCGUCACCCAAGUGUCACACCAGAGCAGUGACAGUGGGCAGAACGGCUUCCAGGUAGGAACACAGGCAGCAUAGCGAGCGGUGCUGCGUGUGCUGCUGUGCCACCAGGAGCGCAGGCCGUAGGAGAGAAGCCUCAGACAGCAGUGCCAGUGCUAAGUGGGAGACAGGCUCCUUAAAGAACUACUGCUGCUUCUCCUCCAACUGUGGCGGCAUGGAGUUGUCGCUUUUCUUUACUGCUCUAAAGCCAAACUGGUUGAAAAAUACCUGCAGGCUGACCCUGCUUUGCCUGCGUCCAGGCACGUUCAGGUCUCCCAUUAUCUGCUGUGUGCUUCCUAGAUGCAACUCUGCACUUUUUAGCUGCUCUUUCAGCUCAGCGUUUUCCCUUGUCACAUCUUAUGCCUCCCACCACAAGAUAGCAGUAUUUGGUAACCAAACCCAGUCGUACAGCAGACUAAGCACUGGCUGUAUGUCUUGUUGGAAUGCAUUCAUGUUUUUGUUGUAUGAACCAGAGUGAGGAGUGCAGCUACUGGAGAGCUGAGUAAAUAGACUUUUUUGUUCCUAACUUUUCUUCACCUGAGCUGUUCUUUUCAUCUAAAAGCUACUGUCAGACUGACAAGCGAUGUGAAGAGGAAGAAAUCAAAAGAAAGCAAGAUAGCAAAGUUGCUGAUAAUAUUAAAUUGUUAAAGGCAACAGAGAGAGAAGCCAGUUGAAAGACUGCAGGUUGGAGAAAUGAUAGAACAUUCAGCGUAAGUGUGGAUGGUGCUGCGCAGGAGAAUGACUCCAACUUUGCAGGUGGGGUAUUGAGCUCUGAGCUGUGUACAACAGCAGGAGAAAUGGAUCUGUGAGCUGUGGCAAGGAUGUGUCAUGGCAACAAUUAUCCAUUACAAACCUGUGUAGUCAUACUUAAUCAUGAUAUUUACUCAUUUGCAGUUAUUCUUCGUAAGGAAGAUGUCUAUUUUAUCAGUGUACCUGCAGUUCAAACUGUGACUUCUUGUAGCUUUGAUUGCUUUUAGAUUAUGAGUGUAGGACUUGUUCAGCCUUCCUGUCUUCGAAGGACUCCUUUCCUUCAAAGCUGUAUUAAUUCUGCUGGAUUCUAGGACGACUCUUCAGAAAGUGUAAUUUCAGUGAGCGCGUUCUUGUUUUUAACACAAGGUCUGGAUGCACAAGGGCUGAUCAUCACUGGUAGGAGAUCUUAAGAAACACAUGCAUGGCACAGCCUGAAACUGACAAGCUGUCUGCCCCGAGUAGGAAUUGUGGGGUUUGUGUUACCCCAGUUAUUUGGCAGCUGUUGGGAGCGGCGCUGCUGAAUGGAGUCCCUUGUCUGCUCAGCAGAGCCAAUUACAAGUGUCUGGGUUUAGCCAAGGGGAAGUGGAACAGCAGCCAGUCACUAAGUUUAGUUUGAUGGACGCGCUUCUCUGACUUCACCCGCGCUUAUUCACGUUGCCCCCCACAGCGGGGGGUUGGGGCUGAGAAGGAGCAGGACAGCUCAGAGUCCCUGAGCCUGGGCUGAGCUCCACGUGAAGGGCUCUCCCUGGUGCCACAGUCAGGACAGCGUGCCAUUUUGAGCACUCCUUCCUGCUCAGGACAGGUUCUCUAGGAGAAAAAGAAGCGCUGGCUUAUUUUCUGAGGCGUACGCAUUUCGUGGAAGCGAGAUCAUAAGUCUUGAGUUAAAUAUACAGUAAAUAUUUUAAAAAGGGAAACUCUUCUUUGUUCGAGGGAAGAAAAUGGCUGUGGACAGUUGGUUGAGCAGCAUCUCAGUCAGUGGCUGACGAUUGAGGCUGACAGCUCUGAGAUUUAUUUUUAGCUCGAGAACUUUGUCUAAAGCAGAAGCACUGCGUAGCUUUGGCAGUUGCUGCAUAUUCACUGUGGGUGGAUGGAACUGGGCAGUCACAUCUGUGCUAACGAGCAUUCCGGGAUUGGAUUAAAGAAUUAAACUCAUGUACUGGAAACUGAAGCUCUAUCAGCUCACCUGGGCAGCUCCACCCUCCGAACACCUUCCAGAAGAGGCCCUGCACCGCCCCUAUGGUUGCGAUGUUGAACCCCAGGCAUUGAACGAAGCCAUUAGGUGGAGCUCCAAGGAGAACCUGCUGGGAGCCACUGAGAGCGAUCCCAACCUCUUUGUUGCACUUUACGACUUUGUAGCAAGCGGUGACAACACACUCAGCAUCACCAAAGGUGAGAAGUUGCGAGUCCUGGGUUACAACCAGAAUGGUGAAUGGAGUGAGGUACGUUCGAAGAAUGGGCAGGGCUGGGUACCAAGCAACUACAUCACACCAGUCAACAGCCUGGAGAAGCACUCGUGGUAUCACGGGCCGGUGUCACGCAGCGCAGCAGAGUAUCUGUUGAGCAGCCUCAUCAACGGCAGCUUCCUGGUUCGUGAGAGUGAGAGCAGCCCAGGGCAGCUGUCCAUCUCGCUCAGGUACGAGGGACGUGUUUACCACUACAGGAUCAACACCACCUCCGAUGGAAAGGUGUACGUGACAGCAGAAAGCCGUUUCAGCACGCUAGCAGAACUAGUGCACCAUCACUCCACGGUAGCAGAUGGACUGGUGACGACUCUGCAUUACCCAGCACCCAAGUGCAAUAAGCCCACUGUGUAUGGAGUGUCCCCCAUCCACGACAAGUGGGAGAUGGAGCGGACUGACAUCACCAUGAAGCACAAACUCGGGGGAGGGCAGUAUGGCGAGGUGUAUGUUGGUGUCUGGAAGAAAUACAACCUCACCGUGGCUGUGAAAACAUUAAAGGAAGAUACCAUGGAGGUGGAAGAGUUCUUGAAAGAAGCUGCUGUGAUGAAGGAAAUCAAGCACCCAAAUCUAGUGCAGUUAUUAGGUGUGUGUACCCUGGAGCCCCCCUUUUACAUCGUGACAGAGUACAUGCCAUAUGGGAACCUGCUUGACUAUUUACGGGAGUGCAACCGGGAGGAAGUGAGUGCUGUUGUGCUGCUCUAUAUGGCCACUCAGAUAUCCUCUGCCAUGGAGUACCUGGAGAAGAAGAACUUCAUUCACAGGGACCUGGCAGCACGGAACUGCUUAGUUGGAGAAAACCACGUGGUGAAGGUGGCUGACUUUGGCUUAAGCAGGCUGAUGACUGGAGAUACCUACACAGCUCACGCUGGAGCCAAGUUCCCAAUCAAGUGGACUGCUCCUGAGAGCCUGGCCUAUAACACCUUUUCCAUCAAAUCAGAUGUGUGGGCCUUUGGGGUGCUGUUAUGGGAAAUUGCUACCUAUGGGAUGUCACCGUACCCAGGCAUUGAUCUCUCUCAGGUGUAUGAUCUGCUGGAAAAGGGCUACCGGAUGGAACAACCGGAGGGAUGCCCUCCAAAGGUUUAUGAACUGAUGAGGGCCUGUUGGAAGUGGAACCCACCAGACCGACCUUCCUUUGCUGAGACCCACCAGGCUUUUGAAACCAUGUUCCACGACUCGAGCAUCUCGGAGGAGGUAGCAGAGGAGCUUGGAAGAACAGCCUCCUCCUCAUCCAUUGUUCCUUACCUGCCCCGGUUGCCCAUGCUUCCCUCCAAGACAAGAACACUGAAGAAGCAGGCAGAGAACAAGGAGAACAUUGAAGGAACACAGGAUACCCUGGAGCAUUCGGCAUCCAGCUCCGCACCAGGUUUAAUCAGAAGCACACAGCCAACAAGUGGGUCUCCCGCACUGCCCCACAAGCAGAGGGACAAGUCACCCAGCAGCCUGCUGGAGGAUGCCAAAGAGACCACUUUCACCAGGGACAGAAAAGGCGGCUUCUUCAGCUCCUUCAUGAAGAAGAGGAAUGCUCCCACACCCCCCAAGCGCAGUAGCUCCUUCCGGGAGAUGGAGAAUCAGCCCCACAAGAAAUACGAGUUAACGGGUAACUUCUCAUCUGUUGCUUCCUUGCAGCACGUGGAUGGGUUCGCUUUUGCUCCCACACAGCAGGACGCAAACCUGGCACCACCCAAGUGCUACGGUGGGGGCUUUGUGCAGAGGACCUUCUACAAUGACGAUGGCACUGGCACCAGCAGCGGUGGGGGUGUGAGCACUGGUGGGGGGUGGUCUGGCAUCACAGGUUUCUUUACACCACGCCUGAUUAAAAAGACACUGGGUCUACGACCAGGAAAGCCCACUGGCAAUGAAGAAGCAUCAAAGCCUUUUCCGAGGUCGAACUCUACAUCUUCCAUGUCCUCAGGGCUUCCAGAGCAGGAUAGAAUGGCAAUGACCCUUCCCAGGAAUUCCCAGAGGUCAAAAAUCCAGCUGGAACGGACAGUGUCCACCUCCUCUCAGCCUGAUGAGAACACAGGGAGGGCAAAUGACCUGCUGCCCAAAAGGUUUGAAGAAGGUUCUGCUUUGACCAGAGAAAGACCAAAAGCAAAACUCUUGCCAAGGGGUGCCACAGCUCUCCCUUUCCGAACCCCCUCCAGUUCAGAGGAAAAGGAGAUGCCAGGGCUAGCAGCAACUCCUAAAAGCAAAGAAAAGAACAGCGGCCCUCGGCAGGGGGCCCUCGAGGAUGGCGAGAGACCAGGGUGGUCCUCUCCAGUAAAGGCUGCAGCAAUACUUCCAACCACUCACAACCACAAAGUGCCAGUCCUAAUCUCACCCACUCUAAAACACACUCCAGCAGAUGUGCAGCUCAUUGGCACAGACUCUCAGGGUAAUAAAUUUAAGCUCUUAUCUGAGCAUCAGGUCACUUCUUCCGGCGACAGGGACCGGCCCAGACGGGUAAAACCAAAGUGUGCUCCACCUCCACCACCAGUGAUGAGGCUCCUACAGCAGCCAGCCGCCUGCUCGGAUGCAGCAGAAGAGCUCAGCAACGCGGCGGGGGCGCAGCACGGGCUGGAGUCAGGCGAAGGGAGUAAGAAGGCAGCAGCAGCACCUGUCGGUGGGAAAUCCGGGAGGCCCAUGAUGCCUCCACCUCAAGUGCCUCUGUCGUCGUCUUCCACCUCCCCAGUGAAAAUGGCCAAUGGCACAGCUGGCGCAAAGAUAGCGUUAAGAAAGACCAAACAGGCAACUGAGAAAAUCCCAGCAGAUAAAAUCAGCAAGGAAGCAUUGCUGGAGUGCGCCGAUCUUCUCUCGAGUGCCAUCACUGAGCCAACACCAAACAGCCAGCUGGUGGACACAGGGCAUCAGCUGUUGGAUUACUGCUCAGGCUACGUGGACUGCAUUCCGCAUACACGCAACAAAUUUGCCUUCCGGGAAGCCGUGAGCAAACUGGAACUCAGCCUGCAGGAACUGCAGGUGUCCUCAACAGCUGCUAGCAUCCCUGGGGCAAACCCCGUCCUUAAUAACUUAUUGUCGUGCGUCCAAGAAAUCAGCGAUGUGGUGCAAAGGUAGCUACUGUCAAUCUGGGUAAGAGAAAUACACGUGGGGUGGGGGGGACUCUUUUCUGUACUGAUGCUUUCAAAAGGAAAGACUGAUACUUGAGUAUGUGAAGUACCUCAGAUCACUGAGUUCUCACGUUUACAAGUUCAUCUCAGAAAAUGGGGAUGGAGAGGGUAGAUUCAAGCUGUAAGGGGCAGAACAUCAAGUAUUUGUCCCUACCUUGCCAGUCUGAUCUGCUCGGUUUGGCGAGGCAAGGAAGAUCCUUGCUCCUCCCUUUGACAGGCAGGAGAAUCGAUGGCAGGUUCUCGCUCUGGGAAGGACGGUCUGGCAGCCGGAGUACUGGAGUGGCUGCCGGCCCCUUGGCUGUACAGACGCACCCCAUCAGCACUAACACACGCUUUUGGGCUCCUGACAAGGCGAGGAAGGGCCCCGGGGCUCUGCUGGUACCAGCUGCUGAGCAGUCCUGGCUGGGCAGCUCUGAAGGAGCAGGCUGUGUGCAGCUGGGGGCAGGUCUAAUGCACUGACAGUAUUCAGAGCUGCUGGAGGUGGAUGCACUAGCCUCAGUGGCUUACUUCCACAGUGCUGUUGCUGCUGUAAUGAGAACUGCAAAGUUAGUUAAUAUAUGAAAUUAUCCCUUUUCCCUCCUGUCACCUCAUCUUCCACAUGUUCUCGUCUUCAUUGUAGCUGAGGCAUCAGGAAUGCUGGGCAGACUUACCACUGGAAUUACCCCCUUCCCACCAUACUGCCUUCACACAGUUGAUUCCUAUAUCUAGUGGUCUAGCAUGAGUGCUGCUUGAUGGUCGUUGGUUGUUGUGAGUAGUUUGGGGCUCUUACACAACUUGCCAGUGUUAAUGGGAUGGGGUGGGGUGUUUUUUGUUUUUUUUUUAAGCUCUAGGUUGUUUUUAACUCCUGUUACCAGGUUGACUCCCCAGUUCAGUUUCAGCACCUUGAGGCCCAGGGGAGGCAAGGCAGAACCUCUGCCACCAGCAGCCCCUGGCUGCAAUCAGCAGGCAGUGCUGGAGCCAGGAGAACAGCCUGGCCUGCCUGCAGGUCUCCCUGCACCGCUCCCUCCUCCUGACACAGCACAACCACAUCACAGCGCUUUCUGGGAUUUGUUGCUUACCAAUCUUGCAGGCUUCCACUAUCUGGGAGCGUGAAGGUGACUAGGUAUGUCAACACGUGAGUUACAGCCAUCUUUUUUUAGUUUAUGUAUUUUGACAACUGGACCAGAAUCUUCUGCUGUGUAAACUGCAUUCUGCCCGAAACGUGACAGAAGCGUUAGGGCUUCUUGGAGAGCUCCCACUGUAGUAUGGUCUCUGCUGGUCUACUGACAAUCCCAGAAGGCAGGCAGUCAUGUGGCUGGUCUCCUUCCGUCCUGGUGCUGUUGGUUGACUGUUGUGGCCUCAAAAAGCUGGUGUUCUGUGCAUGUGCACAGCUCCCUGAGAGUUAAAGGAGUGGCAAGUACAGAGACCUCAACUACUUGUUGGUUAGAGAGAAGAAGCAAACAGGCCUGAUACCUGCAUCCAAAUACCCGUUACCCUGCAUGCUGCUGCUCACUUCACACUGUUUGUGAUGACAGAGGAUCUGGCUUGCUUUGCACCUUAAAUCUUUUUUUUUUUUUUUUUCUAAACUGCUUUUUUAACUUGUUUUUAAAGCGUGACUGUGCUGCUUUUAGGUUGAGCAUUUAGAGUUGAGCUGGAGCACAGGUGUGAAUUCAGAUGGUUGGCACUCAGGCAUUCCUUGUCUGCCUCCAAGCAUUGCCCUGUUGGUGCUCAGAAGCAGGCUGGACCUCUUGGCACAUGCCACCGUUGUUUCCAUGGAGCACGGUGAGGUGUGGCCUGAACCAUUCUUAGUAAUGUGCCCGUGUCUGAGAAUCCUCAUAUUAUUGACUAGUCUGUGGUAGAUAAAGUUGUGUGUCACGCUGCAUGAAUGUGCACCAGUGGAGCAGUAUGCGAGGUGAAAUGGACCACGUGUGCUUCACUGUCAAAGUGGGUGAGAUAAUGAAAAAAAAACAAACAAUCCUUCCACCCCAUUCAGUAGGUAUUAAGGUGAAUGAAUCGUUCCUACAAGUCGGCAAGCUGAUCCCUUUGUGGGUUAGUCAUCCUUACCUCGUGGCACCAAGCCCACCUGGAAGAGCCUGCUGUCUCCUUCUGCGAGAUUUCCAGCUUGUCCUGGAUCUACUCUGGGUCUUGCACUUCAGCUGCAGGCCCCUGGGGCAGUUAUUCAGCAGGGAGGCAGAGCACCUAACAGUUAUCUUGUAGACUUUACCGAGGGCUUUUGUGGUUUACCUUAUCUGCUUCAGUCAUCUUUAUUGAACGUGUGCAUCACUGCACACCAAAUUAGCUGCCUUUGGAAAGCUGACCCGUAAAGGGAAAAAAUCUUAAGGCGUUGCUUCAUGUUGCCUUCUUAACAAUCAGGAGGAGUGCAAGGGUAUGAGAGCUUUCUUGGUGUCAGAAAGGCUGGUCCUGUUUGCCCUGCAGACAAUCGUGUGGUUUCAUCACUGUACUGCUUUUCAGCCCAGUAAAAGCCGACUGGAACUGAAGUGGUUAUUCUCAGGGGAAAGGUAUUUUAACCAGAACGUUUUAAAAGUGUUAUUCCAGUUCUGCUGAGUAUUUUAAAAGAAGCUUUUUAAAAUUUAUUUUUUCCUGAAUGUAGGUCUUCCAGAAAAGCUCCUGCAAAAGUGACAGAAUAGCAAACAAUUCCUGGAAUUUUUAAUUAACAGAACACACCCCUUUCCACUCUUUCAUACCCUGCUUAAGAAACAAACUGUGCCCCUGCAGAGGGCUGGCUACCCUCCCCAUGUCUGCUUUCUUUGAGUGCUGCCUGUUUUUCCUCCCCCCCAGAGGUAGCUGGCAGGGACAAAGCUGUGGGCAGUUAGAAGAAGCAGAAUUCACCUGCUCUCCCAGGAUCACAAACAGUUGGGGCAGCUUCUCUCCCACCACUAUUACAGGUCCUCUCCCUCUGCUAGAUUUGCCUUUCUGUUCAGCCUUAAAGGUCUCAACCGUAGCAGCUUCUCUGCUUUCAGCUUUGCGCACAGUCUGUGUCAAGUACUGUACGGAUGGCAAAGCCCCGUUACUUCUUCCAGUGAAGAGCAUCUCUUGCUCCAGCCUUUGUGGAUAAGACAACCUCCUCUUGUGUUUCCUUUCUUUGCUGUGAGAAGGCCUCGUGUGGUAAAGAUGCAAAUGCAGCUGGGCUCUCCAACUUGCACUACUAUGGCCUAGAAUUGAAGGCAGUCAUCUUUGCAGCAGGGGUGGCAAACCGUAGGGACCCGGUGAUGGCAAGCUCAGAGCCCAGAGCAAGGCAGUGGGGGGAAUUUCUCUCCCUAGCUCCCAGGGGAGCAGCCGACCCGCAGGUGCAGCUUUCUGCACUGUAUGCCCUUCUUAACCCUGGGCGCAGUGCACUUGGCUGGCUGGGGUGGCAGCACACAACUGGCUGUUCUUCUCACCAGUGCUGGCAGGACUGAAUUAAAAGCUUUGGUUUUAGGACUGCAUCAAACAGCUGGGAGAGCAGAGCUAAACAGAGCAGCACUCCUGAUGCAGAACACGGGGCUGUUCUCUCUGUUCCUUAUCCUCACAGAAGAGGCUUCUCCUGAGCACCACUGGCCCAGUGUCAGCAGGGAGCAGCUGGUGUAAGAGGCCCGUGGGCCCUGGGGUACUCUCAGGCCCGGAGCUUAGAACAAACCCUCAGCCUGUUCCCUGGUGGUAGGAAGUGACAGCUUCUGGGACGUAGCUGCAGUAGCUGCAGAGUGAGAUAUACCCGUACCAAAGGAGGUCAUCUUCCCAGCAUGGCUGCUGUGCACGAGGGUGUAGAGCCCGCUCAGCAUGGCAUGCUGUGGGCAUCAGUACUGAACUCACAGAGGGCAGGAAUGGAUUAAAAUCAAACACAUUAAUCACCAAUCACUCUACAGUGUUGUCAACUGUUUUGUUUUUAAUUGUUAUUGUAAUAUAUUUUGGUUGUUUUUCUAAUUUAAUUCUCUCACUAUCGUCUGACUGUGAACUGCGAACAGUGUUAAACUUGAUGUAAAUAAGGCCCUCAGAAGGGCCUCUUUGCCUGUCGUUCCACAAAGUUUUGCCAAUUUGCAUUUUGUUUUAAAUAAAGGUUGCAAUAUUUUAUUGGCAAAAAAAAA
Molecule: messenger RNA, 11878 nt
Organism: Lagopus muta (rock ptarmigan)
Lineage: Eukaryota; Metazoa; Chordata; Aves; Galliformes; Phasianidae
Gene: ABL2
Product: ABL proto-oncogene 2, non-receptor tyrosine kinase
Exons: 11
Coding region: 4402-7764 (1120 amino acids)
Biological process (GO): regulation of apoptotic process; protein phosphorylation
Molecular function (GO): protein binding; ATP binding; non-membrane spanning protein tyrosine kinase activity
Source: RefSeq, a predicted model, not a curated record